AUGGUAGUGAAGGAGCGCCGCGAGAAGUUCCUGACGGCGAAGUACGGCAGCCACCAGAUGGCGCUGAUCCGCAAGCGCCUGGCCGUGGAGAUGUGGCUCUACGACGAGCUGCAGAAGCUCUUCGAGGCGCCGGAGAGCAGCGGCGCGGGGGCCGCGGGGGCCGCGGGGGGCGCGGGCGCGGAGGUGGAGGUGGACGUGGACGAGCUGCUGGACAUGGACGGCGACGAGCUGCGGCGCCGCCACCUCGCGAAAUUUAUCAACGAACUGUUAGAAAAGGCGAAGACUCUGUAA
Molecule: messenger RNA, 291 nt
Organism: Ostrinia nubilalis (European corn borer)
Lineage: Eukaryota; Metazoa; Arthropoda; Insecta; Lepidoptera; Crambidae
Product: protein phosphatase 1 regulatory subunit 14B
Exons: 4
Coding region: 1-291 (96 amino acids)
Biological process (GO): regulation of phosphorylation
Cellular component (GO): cytoplasm
Molecular function (GO): protein serine/threonine phosphatase inhibitor activity
Source: RefSeq, a predicted model, not a curated record